AUGAGUCAAGAGAAGAAGUUAGAUUACUCCAUUGACCAGGAGACUCAACUGGAAUCUGGUGAAUUCCACGAACAAAACAGCUAUGUUUCGCAAUCUGAUGCUUCUCCAGUCGAGGGUACCAGGUGGGAACGGUUCAGGGACUCGUUCAAGCGAGCUGAUACUCAGGAUUUGGAUCCUAAUUUAACGGACGCCGAGAAAAUGGCCAUUCUUACAGCUAAUGCGCCUUUGAAAAGAACUUUGAAAUCAAGACAUUUGCAGAUGAUUGCCAUCGGUGGUGCUAUUGGUACCGGUCUUUUCGUUGGUUCUGGUAAGGCAUUGGCUACUGCCGGUCCUGCAGGUAUCUUGAUCGGUUGGGCUCUUACCGGUACUAUGAUUUACUGUAUGGUUAUGGCCAUGGGUGAGUUAGCUGUCACUUUCCCUAUCGCUGGUGGGUUCACCACUUAUGCAUCCAGAUUUGUCGAUGAAUCCUUCGGUUUCGCUUUUAACACUAUUUAUAUGUUGCAAUGGUUAGUUGUGCUUCCCUUGGAAAUUGUUGCUGCUUCUAUUACGGUGAAUUACUGGGGUACUCCAGAUAAAUAUAGAGAUGGGUUUGUUGCGUUGUUUUAUGUGGUGAUUGUCGCUAUCAAUUUCUUUGGUGUUAAGGGUUACGGUGAAGCUGAAUUUAUCUUUUCCUUCAUCAAAGUUAUCACUGUCAUUGGAUAUAUCAUUCUUGGUGUCAUUCUUGUAUGUGGUGGUGGCCCACAAGGUGGUUACAUCGGUGGUAGGCUAUGGCAUAACCCAGGUGCCUUUGCUAAUGGGUUCAAGGGUGUCUGUUCCGUGUUCGUUACUGCUGCAUUCUCCUUUGCUGGUUCUGAAUUGGUCGGUUUGGCCGCAGCCGAAACUGCAAACCCAAGAAAGUCCUUACCAAGUGCCGCUAAGCAAGUGUUCUGGAGAAUUACUCUUUUCUAUAUCCUUGCCUUGUUGAUGGUCGGUCUAUUGGUCCCAUACACCAGUGAUAGAUUGAUUGGACAAAGUUCUGUCGAUGCUGCUGCAUCCCCAUUCGUUAUUUCCAUUCAAAAUGCCGGUAUUAAAGGUUUACCUUCUGUGAUCAACGUUGUUAUCUUGAUUGCUGUUCUAUCUGUUGGUAACUCUGCUGUUUUUGCUUGCUCAAGAUCCAUGGCUGCAUUGGCUAACCAAGGUUCUUUACCAAAGAUUUUUGGUUACAUUGACAGAACCGGUAGACCAUUGGUCGGUAUUAUUGUCACUUGUGUCUUUGGUUUGUUAUCCUUCAUUGCUGCAUCUCCAAAGGAAGGUGAAGUAUUCGACUGGUUAUUGGCGUUGUCUGGUUUGUCCUCUUUGUUUACAUGGGGUGGUAUCAUGCUUUGUCACAUCAGAGUUAGAAGAGCUUUGGCCGCACAAAACAGAACCACUGCUGAACUCAGUUUCACCGCACCAACUGGUGUAUGGGGUUCCGUAUACGGUUUCGUAUUGAUUAUUUUGAUCUUGAUGGCCCAAUUCUGGAUCGCUUUGUUCCCAAUUGGUGAUAAACCAAGUGCAUCUGCCUUCUUCGAAGCUUACCUAUCGUUCCCAAUCUUGAUUGCGUUCUACAUCGGUCACAAGAUCUGGAAGAAAAACUGGAAGUUGUUUAUCAGAGCCAAGAAUAUUGAUAUCGAUACUGGUAGAAGAGAAACUGACAUCGAAGCUUUGAAACAAGAAAUUGCCGAAGAAAAGGCUUUUAUCGCUUCCAAACCAUUCUACUACAGAAUGUACAAGUUCUGGUGUUGA
Molecule: messenger RNA, 1764 nt
Organism: Kluyveromyces lactis
Lineage: Eukaryota; Fungi; Ascomycota; Saccharomycetes; Saccharomycetales; Saccharomycetaceae
Product: amino acid permease
Exons: 1
Coding region: 1-1764 (587 amino acids)
Biological process (GO): amino acid transmembrane transport
Cellular component (GO): membrane
Molecular function (GO): amino acid transmembrane transporter activity
Source: RefSeq, a predicted model, not a curated record